Messenger RNA from Encephalitozoon intestinalis ATCC 50506, 2973 nucleotides. Its product is annotated as ubiquitin-activating enzyme E1. Lineage: Eukaryota; Fungi; Microsporidia; Unikaryonidae. Gene Ontology annotation, biological process: protein sumoylation. The transcript has a single exon. Gene Ontology annotation, cellular component: cytoplasm; SUMO activating enzyme complex. Gene Ontology annotation, molecular function: SUMO activating enzyme activity. Bases 1 to 2973 code for a protein of 990 amino acids. The record is from RefSeq and is a predicted model, not a curated record.
AUGAAAAACAAUGAAGAGGUUGAGAUAGACGAGUCCUUGUAUUCUAGGCAGCUUUAUGUUGUUGGGAAGGAUGCAAUGAAGAAGAUGAUGAAUAGCAGGGUGCUUGUGAUGGGACUAGAUGGGCUUGGGCAGGAGGUUGCAAAGAACAUAUGCUUGGCAGGAGUAAGCAAGGUGACUCUGUUUGACGACAGGAUAGUUGAGGAGGAAGAUCUGUGCACGGGAUUCUAUCUUCGUAGGGAAGACAUAGGAAAGGCAAGAGAUGCCAGCGUCGUAGAGAAGUUCAGAUCAAUGAACGAGUAUGUGGAUGUGAGUGUAGCCAGCGAGGUGAACAACUUUGAAGGAUAUGAUGUUGUUGUAGUGUGCAAUGAGGGCUAUGGAGAGCAGAUAAAGCUGAAUGAGAUGGCUAGGAAGGACAAGUGUAUGUUUGUUGGAUGCCAGGUAAGAGGGCUGUUUUCACAAGUAUUUUGCGACUUUGGAGCAGAAUUUAUCUGUGUUGACAGGACUGGGGAAAUACCGAUGAGUGGAAUGAUCAACGACAUAAGUGAAGAUGGAGUGAUGACGGUUGUUGAUGGGCAAAGGCAUAAUCUGGAGGACUACGACAUAAUCAAGAUAACCCAGUGCGAGGAGUAUGAGGGCAAAUACUUUCGAGUUAAGGUGAUUUCUCCCACUCAAGUGAUGCUGCAGGGUGUUGAUGGAGUGCGGAUGUUUGAGGAGGAAGCCGAGUUCAAGGCGGAGAGAUUCAAGAGUGUGUAUGGAGGAGAUUUUGAGCAGCAGAAGAAACCGAGCAUGAUAUCGUUCAAGCCUCUUGGGCGGACAAUUGAUGAGCCAAGGAUCCUGGGUUUCAACUAUGAAGUUGAGGAAAGGAACCUUGUUAUUCACAAGUGCUUUGUUGCUCUUGGAGAGUAUAUGAAACAGAGUAAACAGACCCCGAGUGGAGAAGAAUUUCUGUCGUUCUUUGUUAGGAAGUACAAGAGCCAUUUUGAGUUUGAAGCGCUAAUAAGAUCUUUUGGAAGGCAAUGUGGGGGGACUCUUAUGCCAAUGUGUUCUGUGGUUGGAGGAUUUGUGGCUCAGGAAAUCUUGAAAGCUGUGGGAAGCAGGUUUACACCCUUACACCAAUUCUUCUAUUUUGACGCAAUGGAUGUUGUUCCUGGAGAUCCCAAGGAUGAUGGGAAGGACUACGGAAGAUAUGGGCCGAUGGUAAGAUGCCUUGGGAAGGAAUGUGUUGAGAAGCUCUUCAAUCUCCACGUCUUCAUGGUUGGAGCAGGAGCCAUUGGAUGUGAACACCUGAAGAACAUGGUUAUGUGUGGAAUUGGAAGCAGGGGAAGAGUAAGUGUGACAGACAUGGACGCGAUCGAGCAGUCGAAUCUGAACAGGCAAUUCCUAUUUAGAUCUGGAGAUGUUUCAAGUAUGAAGGCUGAGAUUGCUGUUGGAAAAGCCAUCGAGCUGAACGAAGAUUUCCUGAAGAUUCCCUUGGAAAGAGGCGAGGAGAAGCUUGAAGGAAAAGAUGUUUCUGAAAUGACAAAUGGAAUGUCAGGGUCGGGGCUUCCGUAUUCUAACCUUGUUUACUACAAUCUGAAAGUGGGAAAGGAAACGGAAUCAGUAUUUAGUGACAGGUUUUUUCAGUCUGUAGAUGUUGUAGCAACUGCACUUGACAACGUGGAUGCAAGGAUAUAUGUUGAUGGAAGAUGUGUUGUGAAUAGAAAGUUCAUGGUGGAUGCAGGAACAUCUGGAACAAAGGGGAAUGUGCAAGUUGUUGUUCCGUUUCACACAGAGAGCUAUGGAUCCAGUCAAGAUCCACCCGAAAAAUCGAUUCCUCUGUGUACCAUCAAAAACUUUCCAUAUGCCAUUGAGCACACCAUUGAAUGGGCAAGAAGUGAGUUUGAGUUCAAGUUCCAUGACGAGAUACUCCUGAUAAAAGAAUACCUAGGAAGAGAGAAGAAGAAUGGAGGAGAAGGAAAGGAAGAAGCAAGCAAUGAGACGAUGGAAGACAUUGUUGAGAAGACACCCAGAAGCGCCAAGGAAUGUAUUCGGAACGGAAUCCUUCUUUUUGUCAAGCUCUUCCAUACAUCUAUUAAGAACCUUAUAACAGCAUUUCCUCCGGACUCAAAGACAAAGGAAGGGCAGCCAUUCUGGAUGCCUCCAAAGAGGUCUCCGGUGACAAUUAGCUUUGACGUUAAUAACAGCCUUCAUGUCCUGUUUGUCCAGAGCACUGCAAAUAUAUUCAGCUUCAACUUUGGAAUUGGAGAACACAUAUCAAGAGAGAUGGUUGUGGAUUUUGUAAAGAACGAAAUCCUAGUGGAAGAGUUUUCGAGUGCGGUAGACAAUAUUUGUGUAGAAGAGUCGCCACGGCCGCCCGUUGACCCGUCUGCCAUAACACCUUGCACAUUUGAAAAAGACGACGACUCGAACUUCCAUGUGGAUUUCCUGUAUGCUGCAGCCAAUCUAAGGGCAAUGAACUACAAGAUAAAGCAAGCAGACAGACUUACUGUGAAGGGGAUUGCCGGAAGAAUCAUCCCAGCCAUAGCAACCACAACCGCCGUUGUCUCUGGACUUGCCAUCCUGGAGAUGAUCAAAUAUGCUCUAGGCGUGGAGCAUACAAAGCAUAAGAACUCAUUCCUCAAUCUAGCCCUUCCCUUCUUUGCAAGCACGGAUCCUGUGGAACCUAUGAAGCAGCUGUAUAAGAUCGAAAACAAGAAAUAUACAUUUACACUAUGGAACAGGCUGGAGUAUAAGGAUUCCAAGCUGGGGACAAUCCUCAAAGCUUUUGAAAUUCAAUUCAAGAAGAAGAUAUCGAUGGUCACUGCCGAGAAUGCCUUGAUCUACUGGGACUUCGAUUCGAAGUAUGCAGACAAUCUGGAAAAGACUGUUGGAGAACUGGUCGGCAGAAAGCCGGAUGAGCUGUUUGUCAUGCUGGAUGUGAUAACAGACGACGAAGAAGGAGAAUUCCCCAGAAUAGUAGUUGUCUUUGAAUAA